This is a messenger RNA of Letharia columbiana, 225 nucleotides long. RefSeq lists its product as uncharacterized. The transcript has a single exon. Lineage: Eukaryota; Fungi; Ascomycota; Lecanoromycetes; Lecanorales; Parmeliaceae. The record is from RefSeq and is a predicted model, not a curated record. Bases 1 to 225 code for a protein of 74 amino acids.
AUGCUAAGACCCCACGAGCGAGAACGCAUGUUGGCAAUGCCAAUGUCAGUGGUCAAGCACGAUGGGUACGAAAGUCACCCACCUAUGGCCAUGAUCAUCUGCUCUACCCAGAGCCCAAAGCCCAAAGGCCUGAUGACUUUCGAUGUUGAUGUUGUAAAGGAAAGGCGGAGAUUUCCGGAGAUUGGUGGUUUAAGGAGUCACAAGGUCCACAGAGCCCAUCGCUAG